Mirounga angustirostris (Northern elephant seal) is the source of this 5548-nucleotide messenger RNA. RefSeq names its product glucoside xylosyltransferase 2 (gene GXYLT2). The transcript has 7 exons. Gene Ontology annotation, biological process: protein O-linked glycosylation via N-acetylgalactosamine. Lineage: Eukaryota; Metazoa; Chordata; Mammalia; Carnivora; Phocidae. The record is from RefSeq and is a predicted model, not a curated record. The coding region runs from base 129 to 1460 and encodes 443 amino acids. Gene Ontology annotation, molecular function: UDP-xylosyltransferase activity.
CCGGCGGGCGACGGCGGAGGAGGCGGCCGCCCGCGCUGUUGCGCUCGCCCCGCCGCCGCCGCCGCCCGGCGAGCCGCGAUGCGCAGAGGGGCCGCGCCGCCCCGGGGCCGCCGCCGCCGCGCCGCACCAUGAAGCUCCGCAGCAAGGCGGCGGCGCUGCUCCUGCUCGCGCUGGCCGCGCUGCUGCUCGCGCUGCUGUCCCUGCGCGCCGGCCGCGCCGAGCCCCCCGCGCCGCCCGCGCGCCCCGCGUCCGUCCCGCAGCGCCACCCCGCGCCGGCCCCCCAGCGCCUCCCGGGCCCGGGCGCCCUCCCGGGGGCCCGCCCGCGCGCUCGGCGGCGCCGGCCCCCGCGUCCGCGCCCCCGUGCCGGCCGCCGGGGCGCCGCGAGCCUGGAGAAGUUGGCGAGGAGGCCUGGAGAACUCAGGAGUUUUCAGGCCGUGCUGCCUCCGGAGCUCUGGAUCCACUUGGCCGUGGUGGCCUGCGGCAAUCGGCUGGAGGAGACCCUGGUCAUGCUCAAAUCCGCCAUACUCUUUAGCCACAGGAAGAUCCAAUUCCACAUCUUCACGGAAGACUCUCUGAAGCCUGAGUUUGAUAAGCAGUUACGACAGUGGCCUGACUCAUAUACAAAGAAGUUUGAGCACAGAAUCUACCCCAUCACGUUUUCGGUUGGAAACCCUCAGGAAUGGAAGAAAUUAUUCAAACCCUGUGCUGCUCAGAGACUCUUUCUUCCGGUGAUUUUAAAGGAUGUGGAUUCACUUCUCUACGUGGACACCGACGUUCUCUUUCUGAGACCCGUUGAUGACAUCUGGAAGCUUCUGAGGCAGUUUAAUGCCACGCAGCUUGCCGCCAUGGCCCCUGAGCAUGAAAUCCCCAAGAUUGGCUGGUACAGCCGCUUUGCUCGGCACCCUUUCUAUGGCUCUGCGGGAGUUAAUUCAGGAGUCAUGCUGAUGAAUUUAACUCGCAUAAGAAGUGCUCAGUUUAAGAACAGCAUGAUUCCAAAAGGCUUGGCUUGGGAGGACAUGUUGUACCCUCUGUACCAGAAGUACAAGAAUGCCAUCACGUGGGGAGACCAGGAUUUAUUAAAUAUUAUUUUUUAUUUCAAUCCAGAGUGUCUCUAUGUGUUCCCCUGCCAGUGGAACUACCGUCCCGAUCACUGCAUGUACGGAAGCAACUGCAAAGAAGCUGAGCGGGAAGGAGUGUCUGUCCUGCACGGGAACCGAGGCGUCUACCAUGACGAUAAGCAACCCACUUUCAAAGCGCUCUAUGAAGCAAUACGGGAUUUUCCCUUUCAAGAUAAUCUCUUUCAAUCCAUGUAUUACCCGCUCCAGCUGAAGUUUUUGGAGACUGUUCACACUUUAUGUGGACGAAUCCCACAAGUGUUUUUGAAGCAAAUUGAGAAAACAAUGAAAAGGGCUUAUGAGAAACAUGUCAUCAUCCAAGUGGGCCCCAACCAGAUGCACUGAAUAUUUUUCAUAUUGUCGCAAGUGGAUUUGGCCUCUCAAGAACAAGGCAACGUUCAUCUUUAAGCUGCCUGGAUCUCUUUCGUGUGAAUAUUUAAUGGUGCUCUGUGACAGUUGCAUUUAAAAGGCCUCGUUACAGUUGCUCAAUUAUUUGCCCCUAAAAGGAAAUAUGCUUUAAUUUUUUUAAAAUUGCUAUUUAUCUCUCUGGGGUUUUUUAAAUUGUAUUAUUACUCACUUAACAUUGUUCAAACAGGUGGAGCUAGCUGUGAAAAGGAACUUUUGUGAGUCUUCCAAUUCCUGUUAAAUGUCUGAGACCACGUCAGUGACAUCUCAUGUGGUAUAUUAAUCUAAUAUUCUUGAGACUCUUUCUAUGCAAUGGACUCCCUCAUAUCCUUGUUAUAAAAGUAAUACAUGCUUGUUGUAAAACAGAAAAAUGUUAAAAACUUGUAGGGAAUACAGAUCCGUGGACCAGAAUCAAAAUUAGAUUAGCCAUAAUCCUACCAACUGGUGAAAAGAUUGUUAUUUUAAUGGGUGGAUGCUCCCAGCCUUUUCUCCCUAUUUCUAUAUUUAUUUGCUGGUUGUCUUUUCCAUUGUAACACAUAUGCGAAACAGGCAGUUUGAGUAAAAGCUGGCCCCUAUGCUGAGAUUUUUCUGUAGAGACAAAAAUUUAGAGAGAAUGAUUAUGUUUACAGUGCUUUAUUUAAAAUACAUCUGGCAGAAGUAUUCAGAUUUCUGCUGAUUGGGCAGUGUUAAAGGAUGGAGCAUAUCUGGGGGUGUUUUUAAAGAAAAGCUGUUUAGAUUAGUGGAAGAUUAAAUAAUAGGAAAUACUUAUGCAACCAGACCUCUGAAAGGAAAUUCGAUAAUUGUGUUAAACCCAAGGGGUCACUUUAACAGAGAUAUGAUUUUGUGUUUACCCACAGACAAAAACAUUUUAUCUCUUACCUUAGUAGGGGUGACCUUCUCUCUUCUUUAAACUCUUGGGCAACAGGUGGAAAUUAAAGGCCAACUUCAAACUUAUGUGUACAGAAUAGAUAGUUCAGCUGAUUCCAUUGACAAGAAAAUUCAACUUCCUACCAGCCUUAGAAAGGUCUCUUUAAAUUUUUUUUCCUCCUCUAGGGUUACCCAGCUGUUAGCCAAGGAACCAGGCAGGUCUUAUCACCUAGCUACAGUGGAGGAAAUUCUAUAGUCCCUCCGAGGGAUCUGACUUAAUCCCUAGUUGCUCCUGUAGCUGGUAUCAGGGUAAGAGUAUUUUGCAUAAGGCUUUAUUUACCUCAAAAAACUUGUGCAGAAAUGAUGUGGUUGUUCACAACAGCCUAAUGGACUUAGUAGGGGCCUGUAUCAUCUCCAUUGGGCAAAUAAAGAAAUUAUAAUACAAAGAAACAAGGACACCCAAUAUAAUUGCUGUUCUGUAACACAUACAGGUAUGGUAAGAUGCAUCCUGUUUUACAGACAAAUUUUUGGAAAUAAAAGUAUUAAAUACUCUUCAUCAUAUAUAGACAGUGAUCUAAAAGCAUAAAAAGAAAAAUAAUAUUUUGAUAAUGCAAAUAUGGUGUUCUAUAUAUUGGAGCCCAGUUGGAUAUCAUAGGUACUAUAUCCACAGGAAAAGCCUUACCCUGAAAAAAUAUAUGAAAAUCUCAACACUCCAAAGAGAUAUAUAGAUAUCAAUCAAUAUUGGUAUACAGAACCCUUAUGGUAGUAACAAAUUCUAAAAUGUUAGAGGAAUGGCCUAUACUUUCCUUUCGAUCAGUUGGGCGGCCUGUGAUUUAUUAUUUUUGUUAAGGAAAUUACCAUUAUGAUGUGUUAUAUUGUUAUAUUUUCUGUUUCCUCAUUUCACCAUUAAAGGUGAUGUCAUUUAUUAUUUUAUAUCUAAAGGCCUUGGGGUAAUUUUUGGAUCCCACAAAUGGGGUUUUAGUGAAAGAGUCAGAAUGUAAACAUGAUUCCCUGACUUCCAUUCCAGUCUUUCUACUCGUUCAGCAUGGCCAGUAAACCCUACAAAUGUCAUUCAGAUUUGUUGGUGACUUACAGGCCUAAAGAAGUCCUUUCCUCCUUCAGUGAGUCCCAUAAAAAAUCUGCUGUAAAGACUUUGAAUACCGCAAUACCUUUUCUUUUAUGAGAGUCUGGUUUACCCACAACUCUUAACUGUUGGUUCUGGUCUGAAUACCCAGAAAAGGUCCAUGAUAGAAUUCUAGAACAUUCUAGAAUGAUGCAUUAUGAGAAUGUGAAACCUUAGAAUUUGGUGUGGUUUUCUGCCUUGGAAUUUCUUCAUAUUAUCCUGAAAUUUGAGGUGAGUUUGGUGGAGAAUUUGGAGAACAUUUGCUCUUCCAAUCCCUGCUGCCUGAACGUGUUAAUUAUUUUCCAUUUAGUAUGUUACUAUGAGGCAGUAUUUUCUCUGCCUUUGAUAAUUUCUAGACAACUACAACAUUAGCGCCUCUGAAAUCUGGGAACUGUAAAUUUUAAUUCAGUGGACCCCUAAAUCAUGCAGUCUGUGGUCUGAAGUUUGUCAAAGGUUGUGUUGUUCCAUAUGGCACAUUGAAUCUACAUUGGGAAGAGCAUGAGACUGGUUCUCUCAUCUCCUCUUCUUGUUUCCUAUAGAAUUCUGGUCAAUGCAUACGACUACAGAGUUCCAUUGGAGAAUGAAAGAACACUUGCCAAUAGCAAAAUGUAACAGUAUUUUUGUAUGCAUGGAGAUUGAGACUUUCUGUAGUAGGGUCACUAGAAAUACUUACAAUAUUUUUCUUGUUAAGUUUUUUUCCAAUACAAAUCUCAGAAAUUGUGACUUAUGUUGAAAAUUUCAACAUUUAAAAAAAAAUUAAUUGGCUAGAAAAUCUGUUUAAGUUUUCCUUCAACUUCCUAAAUGACAAUUUAGCAUUUAGGGCAUAACGCUCCAGCUUCACUAUUUAUUUGAAAUCUCUAUUACAUAUUGAGUGCUUCCAUUGCAAAUUGUUGUGACUAUGAUGGGAUUUAUUAUCAAAGUGGAUAUUUAUAUGGACUCAUCAAGGUUUGAGAGUAUUUAUCUUAUUACACUUACGGUGUUCAUAAAACAAGCAAGCCAUACAAGACCUUAUUGACAUCACAAAAUAGUGAUUCAGUAAUAGAAUAAUCACUCCACCCACCCAGAAGAGAGGACAUGUCCAUACAAAUUUAGAUUUAUGUAUAAAUAUUGCCUGAUAUUUAUACAAAAAAAAGAUAGAUUGCAUUGGAUUGCAUCACGUUGGAUGAGCCAACAUGAACAUGAUUUCAUGACUGAAAAAUGUUGGAUGCCAUGGGGGUACAAAUCAUUAUAUCCUCAUCGAAUGGUAUGGUAAGCAAGCUUUCUUAGGUUUUUCUGUUUCUUGGGUCCUACUCUUUCAUCUUCCUUUUUUUCAUUUUUGCCUUUCCCUUCCUGUCUUUGAUGUAAGCUACUGAGUAGUACCAAGAGCCUUGGCAUUAAUGGUGGGACGACAGAUCCCUGUGCAGGCAGGAGGAUCCCUGUGCAGGCAGAAGGAAGUUCUAAUCCUUAGAUGGAUUCUUUAUGAUAAAAGCUUUCAAAAAUUUUUAAAAUCACACAACACAUACAUAGAUACACACACACACACCCCACAUGCCUUUUAAGGAAAGAGCCCUGGGAAUCCGUCAUGCUCUGUGAAUUGAAGGUUUCUAGAUAGUGACAUCUUAGGUCAACUCAUUUCACAGUUGCAGUGCUGGUGUCUGAAGCUGAUGAGAUUUUGCUGCCAAACGGAGAAAGUUAUCCUCUCUUGAGUCCUCAAGAUAAAGCGCUUGUGUGUGUGCGUGUCACCAUCUGCAUGAACAUGUAAGAGUCGUGCAGUUUCUGCGUCAUUAGGUUUACAUGUUUGUGUUGUCACUGAAAAGUGCGCCAUUGUUUAUAGCUCCCAAGGAGACCCUGCGUGGAUUUUUUUAUGUUGGAAAACUUAUUUUUUAGUAAUUUUUCUUUGGGAAGAAAUAAGCAUAAAAAACACAAUACUCCAAAGAAAAUGAAUUGUUACAGCAAAUUAAAAGAACAAAUAUUAUGAUUUAAUUACUUGUCUUUUUGAACGCCAUCUCCUGUUUUACCUUUUUUUCUUUUUUUUAAUUAAAAGCUUUUAAAAAAGUCA